AUGCCCCGACACAAAGGACACGAGCGUGGCGGUGGAAGCCAUGGCGGACGGGGCAAGGGCGGGGCGCAGCUGUCGUUCUCGGCCUUCUCCGCGAAAGGCUUCUCGCCGCAGACGGCUGCCGAGGGAGUGCUGGCGGAGGCGACGGCGGACGAUGUGGCGAACAGCAUGCUGCCGGCGCUGGAGCGGAUGACCAAGCACGCGUCGACUUCGCUGGUGGGCAAUCUCUACGACAACCACUCGACCUUUAUCGGCAUCUCGCUGCACAUCGAGGAGCUCCGGACUGCCUCGGCUACUCUCCGCUCGUCGCUCUCGGGCUUCUCCCACGCCCUCGAUGACGUCGCCGCCUCCUUUCCCGACCUCGCUGAGCCGCACGAUGCUGCUGCUGCUGCGCUGCGCCGUCAUGAUGCCCGUGGUGCAGCUGCAGGGCUUUUGCCCGAGCUUGCUGCCCUCCUUGCUCUUCCGGACGAGCUGGAGGCUCUGCUUGCUGAGCGCCGCCUGGCCGAUGCGGUGGAGAAAGUUCUCGCAGCCCGCGCUCCACCGGCAGCCGCGUCGCCGGUGUAUCCCUACAUCAAGGAUCGAAUUGAUGCUGUGGCUGUCCAGCUUGUCGCCGCGCUCGUUGACGACGCCUCGCCCGACGCAGUCCCGCUUCUUGUCCGGCUCGGCGAGAUCGCCCGCGCUCAGCGGGUCCUCCUCGCGGCCGCCGACGCCGAGCUAGCCGCCGCACUUGCCUGCAUUCGCUUUAGCGGCAAUCUCGUCGGCUACGUCCGCGCUUUGGCUGGCGAGGUCUUUGGCGCUGUUGCGCGGACCGCCGAGCGCUACCAUGCUGCCUUCACUCAUCCGCAUGCUGCGUCGGCCCUCCUUGCCUGGGCCACGCACCAGGUGACGGACUUUGCAGCCUCGUUUGAGCGGCUUGUUUUCUCGGCCUCCGAGUAUGCAGUCAUCGCCCAGUGUAUGGAGGUGGCUCUGGAUGCAGCGCGGGCCGAUGCCGACUGCGGCCUCUCGCUCGAGUUUUUCCUCCACUCGGCGCUUGGCAAGGCGCUUGAGACGUUGGUCGAGGCGGUGUUGGACAAGGCUAAGCCGGUGCUUGACGCGUAUGUUGCGUCCGAGAAGUGGAACUCUCGCGAGAUGCGCGUCAUGGAGGGCGAGAGCUCGACCGUAGUCAAGCUCUCCGAGUCGGCCAAGUACGUCUACCUCUGCCUUUCGAAGUUUGUCUCGGACGUCUCUGCUGUUGUCCGACCCUCGCUCUGCGGCUGCGUCGUCGGCUCGAUCGUCUCGUUUGUUGAGAGCUAUGUGGCUACGCUCGCCCGCGCGCUGUCGAGCCCCGAGGCUUCAGGCUCUGCCCGCUGGGCGACCGACAAGCAGGCGUUUGUUAUGAUGGGCAACGUUGCGUCGCUCGGCUUUGAGCUUGUGCCCAAGCUCACCUCGCGGCUGGCAGCACUAUUUGGAGCGGAUCGUGUCAGCCUCCUCCUCGCCCUGGCGACUCGUCUCCAAGCUGCGGUCGACGAGCUCGUCGACGCCUUUGCCGCCGUCCGGGCCUCCUUCCUCCUCUCGUCCAAGCUAGGGUGGGCAUCGGACGUCGCCGCCUACACCACCUCGACGGUCUCGCACGCCGACGCCGAGCCGAGCCGCGCGAUGAGCCAGCUCUUUGUUUACCUAGCCAAGAUGGGACUUGCCCUCGAGGCCCAUCUCGACGGCGAGAUGGCCUCGAGCAUGGAGUUUGCCACCGGCCCGCGAACCUUUGGUUUUGGCGGCCUUCAGCAGUUUGUUCUCGAUCUGCGUUUCUUUGCUGCCGCCGUCGCGCUUCGCGAGCCCGAGGUUGCCGACCGCGUAGCCGGCCAUGUCGAGGCUGCGGUCUCCGCCGCUGUUGCUUCCUACGCGGCGUCGUCAGGCAACGACCCGUCGGACGUUCUCAAGUCGACAUCGUGGUUUAACGAUCGGGUCGGUGCCGGGCUUGACGGCCUUCGCCGCCAUGGCUGGGUCCGCUAG
Molecule: messenger RNA, 1986 nt
Organism: Thecamonas trahens ATCC 50062
Lineage: Eukaryota; Apusomonadida; Apusomonadidae
Exons: 2
Coding region: 1-1986 (661 amino acids)
Biological process (GO): exocytosis; intracellular protein localization; Golgi to plasma membrane transport
Cellular component (GO): exocyst
Source: RefSeq, a predicted model, not a curated record